This is a messenger RNA of Salmo salar (Atlantic salmon), 2653 nucleotides long. RefSeq names its product protein NDRG1. Lineage: Eukaryota; Metazoa; Chordata; Actinopteri; Salmoniformes; Salmonidae. The record is from RefSeq and is a predicted model, not a curated record.
UAUUACCAAAUGCAGUGAUAUUGCCCAAUAGCAAGUGGAGAAGGGAAAAGAGGCUGGUCUGAGGUCUUUAUAAACGUCGGUUACAUCCGCGCUUCAGUUGCACGUAGUAAAUAACCACAUCUUUGUUAUAGUGAAGAAAUAGUCCUGAGGCGAUUUGCAAACCAUUUAAAGAGUGUUUAAGGACUUGUUGUGGGUGAUCACCAGUGGACAAUCAAGCUUUACAGGUUUCCUCAAUUGAAAGACAUGGAUGAUAUCCAGGUUGCGUCAAAAGCACCCCUGCUUGUUGACAGGGAAUUGCCAGGGUUGAGAGAGGCUGUAGCACAACUCGUGAUAAAGGAGCACGAUGUAGAGACUCCCCAUGGAAGGAUCCACUGCACCAUGAAAGGGGUGCCCAAAGGAGACCGCCCCGUCAUCCUCACCUUCCAUGACAUUGGACUGAACCACAAGACGUGCUUUGACUCCAUGUUCCAGCAUGAGGACAUGCAGGAGAUCAUGCAGCACUUUGCUGUGUGCCAUGUCGAUGCCCCUGGACAGCACGAGGGGGCCAACACCUUCUCUACCGGGUACGAGUACCCCUCCAUGGAUCUGCUGUCUGAGUCUCUCCCCCUGGUCCUCAAGCAUUUUGGUCUGAAGAGCGUCAUUGGAAUGGCCGUCGGAGCUGGAGCCUACAUCCUUGCAAGAUUCGCUCUGGACUACCCCAUGUUGGUGGAAGGCCUGGUUCUGAUUAAUAUCAACCCCUGUGCUGAGGGGUGGAUGGACUGGGCUGCAAACAAGGUCACUCCUUUGCCUGACAUGCUCAUCGGCCAUCUCUUCGGAAAGGAGGAAAUCUCCAACAACCAUGACCUUAUUGCCACCUAUCGCCAUCACAUCAUGAAUGACAUGAACCAGUACAACCUUCAACACUUUGUUAAAGCUUACAACAGCCGGCGUGAUCUGGAGAUUGAGAGGCCCAUUCCUGGUGGAAAAGUCACCGUCAGAACCCUGACGUGUCCUUCUCUGUUGGUGGUAGGAGAUAGCUCUCCGGCCGUUGACGCUGUGGUGGAGUGCAAUACUAAGCUGGACCCGACAAAGACCACACUGCUGAAGAUGGCUGAUUGUGGAGGCCUGCCCAUGGUUGACCAGCCUGCAAAGCUGACAGAGGCCUUCAAGUACUUCAUUCAGGGAAUGGGCUACAUGCCUGCUGCCAGCAUGACCAGACUGGUCCGCUCUCGCACGGCGUCCGGAUCCAGCAUCCACUCCAUGGAAGGCAACAGGAGCCGGUCUCACACCAACGAGGGAAACCGAAGCCGGUCACACACCAACGAGGGAAACCGAAGCCGGUCACACACCAACGAGAAGCGUGGCCGCUCCCACACAGACAGUAUGGAAGGCACAGCAAACAGCAGCGCCGCUCUCAAGUCCACUGAAGUGUCCUGCUAGAUGACCCUUACCCUCAACCUUUAACCUCCUGCCCCCUGGUUCCUGCUGCGCUGCCACUAACCGUUCACACACACACACACACAGGAUUCCAUUCAAUGCAAUUGGGAUACCCCCAAUUGGAGAAUGUUUUCUCUAUGCAAAGAGUUGUUUUUGUAAAGAUAUGCAAGUAUAUACUACUGAAUAAUAAAAUAAAUUCUAUAGAGGAAUAGAAAUAAACGGAUCCUUUCCCAUCUGCAGAGUCCGGUGGAAUAUCUAGGUGUUAGGGGCAACGCAGCUGAGCGACACCGCAACAGAGAAUGUGGGAGAAAGCUGUUGCUGCAGAGCGAGUACCUAGUACACCAGUUUGUACCUUUUUCUUUUUUUUUUUUUAUCUCAUUAGGAUUUUUUUGUUUGUUUUGUAGUGUUUUAUCAUAUCUGACACAGUUUUCUUCAAUACAUACCUGACUGUAAAUGAGUUUUUUUUCUGUUCUCAUUGUUAUUGUUCAUUAACUUUUCAGUGUUAUAAUUCAUGUUCUGUGUGAUAUAGGAUAGACAGUGUUAGGCCUAGAUGUGGAGAAAGAAUAGGGAGGCAAGUGGAUCAAGUUUUUUUGCUCAAAUUGAUAUUCGUCUUUGAAACAGUGGGAAGGAGGGAAUCGGAAAUGUAUCGUGUAUACAACACAUUCCUGUAACCAUUCCUCUGUUUUAUGUUGUCCAAUCAUUUUGAGUUAACAGUCUCCUGGAUGUUCUGUAUCUGUCAACUCUGUGGAAUCAAACAAUUGUAACUGUUCUAUUCUAGAACAUUCCAAAAUACGCUAUUCUUUUCAUUAAUCAAACAACAAACUAAAUCGAACAGCUUUGCAUCCUAUUGCUUUAUUAACAGAUCAUGGCUUCAGGCAAAAGUUUUUAUUUUGGAUAUUUUUUUUGUGUAUGUAAAUGUUCUCUAUGCAAUCAAGCAUGGCAGAACAAAGAUGUGCCAUGGAAACCUUCUCUGAUUUAUUAAAGUUAUUUUCUUGUGAUGGAUUUGAGAGAAUCAAGCUGAUAGAUCCACAUAAUGUAAUAUGAGGAUAGUUAUCUGUAGGACGUAUCAAAAACCCUCCCACUCUUACUUGCACUACAGCAACACUUGCCGGCUUUGUAGAAUACAGGCCUACAUCGCUUUGUAAAGAUGCACAACUGCCUAAUGCUGUAGAUGAGAAGCAUUAAAUAUGGCAUAACAGUUUUGUAUUUAUUUAAUAAAUAAAAACCUAUAACUUUU